AUCGAGAGUGAAGAUAUUGGCUUUGUAGCUUCAACAAUUAUGAUUUUUUAAAAAAAAUUUGUGCUCUUCUGUAUUUUUAGUAUUGUUUUAAUUGUUUUGUAGUAUUAAAAAUGAGCAUUUACAACCCCUUGCUCAUUGUCCAAAAACAAAAAUAAUUCCAUACAAGAGUGUCUCGUCUUCCACACUUCCACCGGAUCAUCUGUAACUUUGUCGCUUUAAAAUACCAAAAAGUCCCUGCAAAAAACACUUCGUAUUUUAAUUCCAAGGAAGGUUCCUGCUCGGAGUCCCUUCCAGCCCGAUCCAAUUCGAAUCCAUACACCCUCUCUCUCUCUCUCCCGGAACACUAGUGCUCUAUCUUCGUCUCUGCAACUCGCGGCGAAAAAUCCGUCAAUCAGCUUCAUUGCAGUGGCUGGUGCAGUUCUCAUUUUUUGGUCGUGGAGAGCUUGAAUUGCAAUGGAUCAUGCUGAGCUUACCACUGAACAGGUUCUGAGGAGGGACAUUCCAUGGGAGACUUACAUGACAACCAAGCUGAUCUCUGGGACAUCUCUUCAGCUUUUAAGGCGUUAUGAUAACAGAUCAGAAAGUCACAGAGCAGCCUUGCUGGAUGAUGAUGGUCCAUCUUAUGUUCGAGUCUUUGUGAGCAUUUUACGGGACAUUUUCAAGGAAGAAACGGUAGAGUAUGUUUUAGCUCUAAUUGAUGAAAUGCUUGCAGCAAAUCCAAAGAGAGCCAGAUUAUUCCAUGACAAGUCCCUUGCAAAAGAAGAUACUUACGAGCCUUUCAUGAGACUGCUCUGGAAAGGUAAUUGGUAUAUACAAGAGAAGAGCUGCAAGAUACUCUCUAUGAUUGUAAGUGCUAGGCCAAAGUCCCAGGAAGAUGCCAUUGCAAAUGGAGAAGCCUCAAAUUCGAAGCAAAAAAUCGCUGCCAUUGAUGAUGUGCUGAAAGGAUUGGUUGAAUGGCUUUGCACACAGCUGAGGAAGCCUUCCCAUCCUAGUUGUGGCAUCCCUACAGCUAUUAAUUGCCUUGCAACCUUGCUGAAGGAGCCUGUGGUCAGAUCUUUGUUUGUUCAAGCAGAUGGAGUGAAGUUGCUUGUUCCUUUAAUUUCUCCAGCAUCCACUCAGCAAUCUAUACAGCUCCUCUAUGAAACAUGUCUCUGUGUUUGGCUCUUGUCUUAUUAUGAACCUGCAAUCAAGUAUUUGGCUACAUCAAACGCCAUGCCUCGACUAAUAGAGGUUGUUAAGGGUUCCACAAAAGAGAAGGUUGUCAGGGUGGUUGUCUUGACCCUUAGAAACUUGCUUUCCAAGGGGACAUUUGGUGCUCAGAUGGUAAACGUUGGAUUGAUGCAGAUUGUUCAAAGCUUGAAAGCUCAGGCAUGGAGUGAUGAGGACCUAUUGGAGGCUCUAAGUCAACUGGAAGUAGGAUUGAAGGAUAACAUAAAGAAACUGAGUUCGUUUGAUAAGUACUACCAGGAACUCCGCCUUGGCCAUCUUGAUUGGUCACCUAUGCACAAAGAUGCUAUAUUUUGGCAUGAUAAUAUCACUAAAUUCGAAGAGAAUGAUUUCCAGCCGCUGAAGAUCCUCAUUACGAUUUUGGACACAUCCAGUGAUCCAAGGACCUUGGCCGUUGCUUGCUUUGAUCUCUCGCAGUUUAUCCAGCACCACCCGGCUGGACGGGUGAUAUUGACCAACCUGAAGGUGAAGGAGCGGGUAAUGAAACUGAUGAACCAUCAAAAUGCAGAGGUUACCAAAAGUGCGUUGCUCUGCAUCCAGAGACUUUUCUUGGGUGCCAAGUAUGCAAGCUUUUUGCAGGCUUGAAGUUUAUUUUCAAGGGAUGUGUGGUUCCAUCCUUCUCAUUUCUGUAGGAGUAUUUUAAGUGAAACAGAUGCAGAAGUUGGCUGCUUAUCUUCUCUCUCUCCUUUCUUUUUCCUUUUUUUUGGGUUUCCAGCACAUGUAUCUUACUCUUUACAUUUUUUUUUUCGUUUGCAAAUUGAUCAAUAAUUUAUUUUUGUAAGUAUAUAUAUGAAAUAAACCGACCUAAUGGUUUUUGCAAAUUUACUAUUAACAAAUAAAUUAUUGUAAUUUGUAUUAUUCA
Molecule: messenger RNA, 2089 nt
Organism: Malania oleifera
Lineage: Eukaryota; Viridiplantae; Streptophyta; Magnoliopsida; Santalales; Ximeniaceae
Product: V-type proton ATPase subunit H
Exons: 12
Coding region: 454-1812 (452 amino acids)
Biological process (GO): proton transmembrane transport
Cellular component (GO): vacuolar proton-transporting V-type ATPase, V1 domain
Molecular function (GO): heme binding; proton-transporting ATPase activity, rotational mechanism; protein binding
Source: RefSeq, a predicted model, not a curated record